CCAGAAAACCUGCAGAAGAAUUGGCUUCGGGAAUUCUAUCAGGUUGUACACGCACAUAAGCCACACUUCAUGGCAUUACACUGUCAAGAGUUUGGAGGGAAAAACUAUGAAGCAUCCAUGUCUCACGUGGACAAGUUUGUUAAAGAAUUGCUAUCCAGUGAUGCUAUGAAAGACUACAACAGAGCCCGGGUUUAUCUGGAUGAAAAUUUCAAGUCACAGGAACACUUUACGGCCCUGGGCAGCUUUUACUUUCUACAUGAAUCCUUGAAAAAUAUUUACCAAUUUGACUUUAAAGCUAAGAAAUACAAAAAAGUUACGGGGAAAGAGAUCUAUUCAGAUACAUUAGAAAGUACGCCGAUGCUGGAAAAAGAAAAGUUCCCACAGGAUUAUUUCCCUGAGUGCAAGUGGUCCAGAAAAGGAUUCAUACGAACAAGAUGGUGUAUUACUGACUGUGCCUUUGACUUGGUAAACAUUCAUCUUUUCCAUGAUGCUUCCAAUUUAGUUGCUUGGGAAACAAGCCCAUCUGUUUACUCAGGAAUAAGGCAUAAGGCCCUUGGUUAUGUACUUGACAGAAUUAUAGAUCAGCGGUUUGAACGAGUUUCAUAUUUUAUCUUUGGUGAUUUCAAUUUCCGACUGGAUUCAAAGUCAGUGGUUGAGACACUUUGUGCAAAGGCUACACUGCAGACCAUCCGGGCUGCUGACACUAAUGAAGUAGUCAAACUAAUAUUCCGUGAAUCUGAUAAUGACCGAAAGGUUAUGCUACAGUUAGAAAAGAAACUCUUUGAAUAUUUUAAUCAAGAUGUUUUUAGAGAUAACAAUGGCACUGCGCUUUUGGAAUUUGACAAAGAGCUGUCAGUCUUUAAAGACAAAUUGUAUGAACUGGACAUUUCAUUUCCUCCCAGCUACCCGUAUAGUGAAGAUUGUAGCCAGGGAAUGCAAUAUAUGAACACUAGAUGUCCAGCGUGGUGUGACAGAAUCCUGAUGUCACAUUCGGCCAAAGAACUUGUUCUGAAGUCUGAAAACGAUGAGCGGCAAGUGGUGUACGACCACAUAGGACCAAAUGUCUGCAUGGGGGACCACAAGCCCGUGUUCCUGUCCUUUCGAAUAGCCGCUGGGGCAGGUAAACCUAUUGCCAAUAUGCACAAGUGUUGUGUCGUGCAGUGACGUGGUGGAAAAAGAUGCCUCCGACAUGAGAAGAUAUUUCGGGAAAGUUCAUUAUAGCGAGGAGGAGGAGGAAGAGGAGGAGGAGGAGGAGGAGGAGGAAGCUUCAAACUCCCACCCAUCGCUUAAAUCGUGACAGCUCUAGCCGUCCAUCCAAGUCCUGCGUGCCCUGUUCUUCUUUUAUUAUCACUGUUCUCCUUAUUUUAGGCUGUUUAUGCUCCACUUGCUUAUUCCUGGCGUGGACACGAGUCCCCACCACCCCCAAAAAUCUCUUAUACCUCACUGUCUUGUAUAUUCUUGUGUCAUCAAAAGUGGACUUCUUAUUUUUAUAUGGCAAUGCCUAUAAUAUUAUGCUACAGUCUGGUUGCCAAAACGUAUCUACAAAAACAAAAUUCCUCAUAUUAGUUUUUUCUUUUUUACAGUGUUUUGUGUCUUGGAUUUCCCUGUGAGGUUUAUGUUUUUAGUUGGUCAAUGUGGAAUGAGUGUGUGUGUAUAUAUGCAUAUAUAUGUAGACACACCUUCCACAUUUCCAUCAUCCCCCUUCUCUAGCUUAAAAGCCGGGUUGGGGUUUUAUCUCUUGCCUUGUGUAGAAGUCCUGCUGUGUUAUUGUUGUCCUUUGAUCCUGUGAUAUUUGGGGGUGGGAAAGAGGAUCCAAGUUCGUAUUUUGUUUCGUUUUGUUGUCCUUUUUAUAACUUGUUUUCUCAUGUUAUUUACUCUACUGCCAUGUUCCAUGGUUUCUGAAUCACACAACAGCAGCUGCUGCUUUCUAUACGUGUAUAUAUUUAUAUAUAGAUUGUAUGUGAGUGUGUAUAGAGAUACAUAUAUAUAUAUAUAUACACAGAUAUAGAGAUAAUUUAUAAUUACAAACCGUCUGUCUUUCCUGAGGCCAAUAAGACUUUUCCAACAAGCCCAUAUAAAUAAUAUCACCCUUG
Messenger RNA from Thamnophis sirtalis, 2093 nucleotides. The record is from RefSeq and is a predicted model, not a curated record. Lineage: Eukaryota; Metazoa; Chordata; Lepidosauria; Squamata; Natricidae.